Tilletiaria anomala UBC 951 is the source of this 4347-nucleotide messenger RNA. RefSeq lists its product as uncharacterized. Gene Ontology annotation, molecular function: guanyl-nucleotide exchange factor activity. NCBI's taxonomy places the organism in Eukaryota, Fungi, Basidiomycota, Exobasidiomycetes, Georgefischeriales, Tilletiariaceae. Bases 1 to 4347 code for a protein of 1448 amino acids. The record is from RefSeq and is a predicted model, not a curated record. The transcript has 2 exons.
AUGGUCAUCAAAAAUACGGACGCUAAUCGGCCGACUUCUGCACCGCUCUCGCCUGCGACUUUACCAGAGGGUAUUCCUCGAUUAGCCAACAACCGCAGCAUCGACCAAGAACUACCGCUAUCUCUUUCUAAUAUCCCGUCUGCAUCAACAACCACGCUCUCUAUCCCGUCCUUCUCUUCGUCUUCUACCAGACUUGCAGGUGCUGCACAUCAUCGACAGAGCCUAUCUUCUCAACCCACCCUUUCAGGGGCUCCUGGUACGUUCUCGGACGAUCCUGUUGCUAGUGUUUCACGUUCAAGUACAGGAGAAGGCAAAGAGAGGGAAAUCUCUGCACGGAAAGCACUAUCACCUGAUACUGGCAGUGUUGGCCCCGCCACGCAACAUUCCCACCACUCCUCGUUUGCCAGCGCGCUCGACUUCACCGUCCAGCAAGGCAGUUCGCCGAAUCCCAGCGAUAGCGGUAGGCUCACCGGUCGUGGAACGCCAUCUGCUCAUCUAACGCAAGUGAGCGGGCAAUCAGAAGAUAUUCCUGAAGGUCUGGAUGCUCGCAAGUCGGCGUAUUUCGACUCUGUGCCUGUUGCUGCACUGUCCUCAAAAGGAGCGACUUCUUCCCAAACCGGAGACCAGCGUGUGUUGCUUCCACAUGUUGAGACUUUAGGGCACGUGGAAACCAGCUCUGGAUUCGAAAGUAUCAAGCGCCGGAGAGCAAAGCACAGACGGACAAAGAGCGAGCCAUCAGCUCCUCGAAAUUCGACAAGUGGCAACGAGGCGUACGUGCAUGCUGGUACUGAAUUCGUUCUACAGGCUGGCUUCGUACCUUUGCUCGAAUCUUCGUCAACAAAUCAGGCUGCAUCUCUAGCGCCGACUGUGUUGCCUUUGCAAGCGUCAGGAUUGAUGUGCUUGCCUUGCUUCGCAACUUCGCCGAAGGAGGACCGGGGGCAACUUCUGCAAGCUCGCCAAGUGACCCAGAGCAAGUAUCAGAGUCGGCCAUUACUUGUGCGCUCGGGCGCGAUACUGGGAUCCAGUUCAGCGCUAGGACUGUCCUUUCCAGGAUCGGAGUCUGCUCCGAGGCCGGAUGAGCUGCCUUCUCCUCACAAAGCUUCCCAUGCCCCUGAUUCGAGUAUUGCAAUUGGAGCGGCCACAGUCGAGCGCGUACCGAGCGAUAUAUCCAGUGGAAGUCGGAGAAGCCACAGCACAACCGGCACCGACACCAGUAGCCGUACUGGUCCUUCCUCGUCCUCUGCACUGAGCACGAGCAGGGCUAGCAGGACGACGGCGUCCUCUUCGCUCCCUACACCAACCAGCAGCGACCUCACCACCCCUGACAAUUACUUGUGGUCGUCGAAUGCCUCCCCAUUUGCAUUUGCUUCCUCUUUCGUCGCCAAACUCACUGACAAUUCGGACCUCCCAUCGCCCCCACCUGCUGCUUCGAUACCUGCUACAAAACACUCUCCACGGUCUGCAACACUCACCCUGCUUGACAAACAGGUGCAACAGCGUCUGCGCCUGUAUCAUGCGCUGAUUGAGCUUGUGGAGACCGAGCGUUCUUACGCCGAUGACCUUGCCAUUCUGGUCUUGGUCUUCUUGGAGAACCUGCAGCGCAUGCCCUUCUUCGGCCAGGCCGGAGACGCUGCUGAGAGGAACUGGAAAGUGGAGACAGUCUCCCGCAACGCUGAGCAGAUUCUCAGGUUGCAUCAGCAGAUUGCGGUCCAUCUUGAGACGAUCGUCGCUCGCCAUGGUCUCAAGCUCAGCAACGGCGCCACGCCUGGAGAGCAUCCCGCCACGACAGAGGAAGAGAUCCAGAAAGCUAUGAGCCAGGAGCUGGACGUUGCUGUCGUUCAUGUUGCCCGUUACUUCGUUUCUGUGGCUCCGAUGCUGGCAUUGUACCAGACCUACUGCGCCAAGCACAGCGAAGCGCUCGGCUUGAUUCAUGAAGCAGAGAAGCGGCAGGCGGACUGGCAAGCUUUCGAGGCGCAUUGCACCGAUAUCAUCAGAUGGCAGACCGAGGCCAAAGCAAAGCGCAUGUCACGCUCGCGACAUAGCAGCUCCAACAAUGUCAACCUUGUCCAGUCUCAACCGCCUUCCUCACCGACCAGCCCUGACAAGCAUGUCCAACCUCCCGAGUCGGCUGCUAGCAAUACGACCAACCUAAGCUCGAAGAGUGCAACGAACCAGGCCAGCGGCAGGUCAAGGUCUCCCAGCGCGUCACAGCUGCUGCUCCAUUUCCACGACUUCUUUGUCAAGCCUGUUCAGCGCAUCGUGCUCUACCGCCUGGUGCUGUCCACGCUCGUGAAGCACGCCACUGGCAUGGAUUUGCUGCGGACUGAGCUUGAGGAGGCGCUUGAUGCUGUCAAGGUCGCCGCUGAUCGCGUCGAUGAUGCAGGCAAAAAGCGCGAGCAAGAGCUUCUCGCGGAAAUGCUGCUCUGGCGCUUGGCCAGUCAUUACUCGAUCGCACAAAAUUCAUUGCGUGCUCUCGGUCCAGUUUGGCUUGCAGGACCCUUGCAUGCCCUGUACCACCACAGUGACCUUGCCCCGCUCGAGGCGCCUUUGCGUUUCAAGUACUAUGGAGUCGUCCUCUGCAACGGCUGGAUUUUGCUCGCCAAGGUCCGCAAGUCGGGCGUGUACGAGGCUCGCCACUUUUUCCCACUUUGGGCUGCCAAAUUGACGACGCGGAAUGAUGAUCUUGAAGCAGUCAUACCGCAAUCCUUCCGCAUUUCCGUCCGUGGCCACCAUUUCGAGAUGAUGGCAUGCAGCUCGAAAGAGAAGGAGCUGUGGACGUCCACCAUCGGUUCUGCCAUCAAGUCCGCGCCAUGCUCCCCACCUGGCGAUGCUGCUUCCUUCCCGUCGAGUUUACCUAUGGACGACCUGAACAUGGCUGGCGUCUCUGAAGUGCACACUCCAUCGGAAAUGCCAAAGAUCGCAUCAGACCCGCUCAGCCUAUUCUUGUCGACUGCCAUCAGCGCUGGCGAGGCCAGCUCUGCGCCUGCUGCUUGUGGCAAUUUCAACACUUCUGCUGCAAAAGCUGGCCGUCCUGUUCCGGUUCUGUUCAACAGCACCACCAACUCCAUUCCCCCUGCGCCUGUUGCAAUCUCUUCGGCUUCAGAAGUGUUGAUCCGGACCAACACUCCCGCGCAAUGCCUUGCUGUCGACCGUUGCAUGAUCAUGUCUGCGCUUUGCAUCGCGGCACAUUCUCCUUCUCACCCCUCGCGCGAUGUCGUAACGACCAACCCUACUUCUCAGUGGCUCGCCACGUCUGCUCCGGGGCUCGGUGCGACGGUAGGAGCCGCAAUCGGGCUGUCUCGCCUAGCGAAUAACAGCAAUCCAGGCACCGUACGCCUGCAAAGGCGCAAGAGCAUGGUCGAAAUGUCUGCUGUCGCUCCCUCACCAAAGAUGCGCGUUCUCGAUGUCCCUGGGCGGUCUGCUCUAACGACGCCUGGCGCCGAAACGGAAGAGCGCGGGCCGCUCGAGGGGUGGAAGAAUACUUUCCGGAAACGCACAUUGCGCACCCGUCCAGCCUCAGUGAUUGGUGUCGCUAUCGACAGCCCAUCGCGAGAAGCCUCGUCACUUCCAGUGUCGGCUAUCACGACACCGGUGCUUGAGAUGAAAGAAUUCCCCAUCACUGAAGAGCUGCAGGAGUUUGAGAAAGUCAAUCCCGUCGCUCCUCCCGCUGCUGCCACAUGUUUGCGCAGGACGCAGUCGCGCUCCUUUGCCUGCAAUGUCCGCAACGUCUUUGCAACUUCCAUAGGCGCUCGCCCGAGAGCCAGCACGCUAUUCCAGCAGGGACAAGACGCUCAGGCUGUAAUCAUUCAGACGUCACACUCCCUCGACAUGCACAAGAUUUCAGGCACGGAAGCUGGUCCCGUCUUCAGCGAGUUCGGGGCUACAGUGAAUCGGGCUGCAGAUGAGACGACACGGCCGCGUAGCAAGAGCCUCAAGCGGGCUCUCAGUUUUCGCCGCUCAAGCGGUUCCUCUUCAGCCUCCUCCGGCCCAUCCAGUGGCACACCGCCCUUUGAGAUGUCCAAAGUGCUUGCCGGUUCCGAAGCUCUGCGGACAAUCAGGGCGAGGGCAAGCAGGCACUUUGCCAAGGUCGACAUGUCCUUCACAGGCUCGCUGCAAUCAAGCACCACCAACUCGGCAGAGCACGAUAGCAGUGAAGGCAUGCGACCCGCUCCUGCCAUGCAGCGAGCCACGACUGAAGAACCUGCAUCCGCGCAGGCCUCUUUCACGCAUCGAAAGCGCCUCAAUCGCAUCUUCCUUCAAACCAAUCGCUUCUCGCCUCUGCCUAUGGGCAUCGGCAGACAGGCCAAUGGUCCCACUGCUACUCCCGUCAGCAAUGGCACGCCCUAA